Linum trigynum is the source of this 2525-nucleotide messenger RNA. The record is from the annotation of a GenBank genome assembly. Lineage: Eukaryota; Viridiplantae; Streptophyta; Magnoliopsida; Malpighiales; Linaceae.
GUCCGUUCCCUAGCCAUACAUUUCUACCACCAGGUCCUUGAUAUCUCAAACACUCUCCUCCCUCCCCAACCCCCACAACUCUCUUCCCAAACCAUCCAACCAUCACAUGGUUCCAGGCGCCAGACGAUUAUUUGAAGAUCAAUUUCGACGCUGCUGUUUGUGUCGCCGGGUGUUCGUCUGGGCUUGUUGUCCUUUGGUCAGACGGACAUGUGGUGUUGGCGUUCGGGUUACAACAUCAAGAAAUAGUCAAUCUUCCCUGGCAGAGCUCCUAGCCAUUAGAGUCGCUAUUUCCAUAAGCACCUGAAUAUCUUUGACUCACGUGAUAGUCGAAGGUGAUUCCGAAGUGGUCGUCAAGCAGAUCCGGCAAGGUUUCAUAGAAGACUCGAUUGGUGGUCUGGUGCUACGAGAGUGUCGUCAGAUCCUUAGCUCUUUGUCCAUUUGUAUAGAGUUUAGGGCGGUAUCUAGAACUGCCAACAGUGUUGCCCAUAGAGUGGCGCGUAAAGCACUGCUUUUGACUUGUCUAGAGCUAGAAUCUUUCGACUUUUUAGGGUGGCUUCAUUAUAAUAUAUUGUAAAAGGUCCUGGAUAUAUUUGUAUGAAUAACUCUUGUCCUCUAUUGAUAUCAUUAAAAAAAAUCAAUUUGAUUUGGGUCAUAUUAGAGGACUCUCGUAAGGAUAGCCGGAAUCCGCCUCCGUGGGCUUCACAUUUUGCCCUCAAACAAGUUUAAUGCAUCUAUUUAAACAAAAUGUGUGUAAUGUUACUCUAGUGACAAAUUUGCUAAGAAUUAAACUCCAGGGAUGAAUUUCCCACUAGCCCUAAAGUUUAGGUGGUCGUUUGAUUAGUUUACCCGUAUAAAGAAAAUUUGAGGAAAUGAAAGAGGUGGGGCAGUCUUGUGGAUUGGGAUGGCAGUUGUGUUGAAACUUGAAAGUGCUACCCAACGCCAACUCCUUUAACCUUUCUUCCUCUCGUCUCCUUUUCCCCCAGAAUCACAAAUCGGAAAAUCCAAAAAGGGUCUCCGAAUUUGGGUGUUAGGGUUCUAAAGUUUCAAUCUUUUCUCUUUGUUUCUACCAAUUCGUAGAGCUAGAGAUAGAUAGAUUACACUUUUCUCACAUAGCCAUGGAAGGAGAAGGUUCGCUGGAGUUUCAGGACUGGGAGGUUCUUGCUCAUUCCGAAACCGAAGCUGUUGUGGUUAGCUCCCCUGUAUUGGAGGAGAAUCUGAGGAGUUUCGACGAAAUCGAGGCUGAUUCCGGCGGGAUGAUCAGGUUGGAUUACUUCUCUAUUGGAAAUGAUAGCAUGUUUGAUAAAUCCGUUGUUGCUUGUGCUGGUGAGGUAGAGAGCUCUGUUGAGUCUGAUAAUCCGAGUUGGAUCGAUCCUGCUAUUGAAAAUCGGUUCGAGGGCAAAAAUUCAGUUGGCUUCUGGUCUGAUUCGGCUAGUGAUCGGUCGGAUGACCAGAAAGUUAGUGACUUUGAUGUUAGAAAUGAAUUGGGUGCUGAAAAAUUCGCCAAGAGCGAGGAAAUUGAAGCUAAGGAAGUUGAUGGAAGGGAGUUUGAUCAGCUGGUGAGCGAGCUUUCAAGCUGUGAGGCGAAGAGUGAAUCAAGUUUUGAGGAGAAUGUGAAGAGUCGCCAACUGGUUUUUGAAGAAAUUGAGCAGAAGCUAGGGAAGGAGAAAGAUAUGACCAAGUUCUGGUCUGAUUCUGGUGGUGAUGGCUUGGUUUUGGGUUCUGAGGUUAUGAGUGACGAAGCCACUCGUGGUGGGAAUGAUACGGUGGAGGAAAACUCGCGUGUUGUUGAAGCUGGGGACGGGAAAUCGGAUGGUGGUGAUGAGGGGAAGAAGCAGCCAGUGGUCUGGUGGAAAGUUCCGUUUGAGUUGUUGAAGUGCUGUGUUUUCAGAGUUAGCCCUGUGUGGACUUUCUCAAUGGCUGCAGCUCUAAUGGGCUUCGUCAUCUUGGGUCGGAAGUUAUAUAAGAUGAAGCGCAAGGCGAGGAGCUUGGAGCUUAAAGUUACCCUUGAUGAUAAGAAGGUGUCGCAGUUCAUGAGCCGUGCUGCACGACUCAACGAAGCAUUCUCCGUCGUGAGACGGGUUCCCAUUGUCCGGCCUAUGCUACCAGCUGCUGGUGUGAACCCAUGGCCUGUGAUGAGCAUGAGAUGAACUAACAGCAGAGAUUUAUUGUGCAGUUGAGGGAAGUACAAAAAAAGAAAUAAGCAUUAUGGGGAACUAAGUGCAGCUUGCUUGCUUUUGGUGUUUCUUGCUUUCUACUUUCAUCUUUUGUCGCUCCUGGAGGCCUCUUUUGGUCCAUAUAUUAUGUGCAUAAAACUUGCAGCCUGAAAACUACUGAAUCACUCUCCCCCUCUCUUCUGUUCAUCUUGUGUUUGUAUAAUUAUAAUUAUUCCCUAAGUAAAAGUUAUGGCUGAAAUAAUCUCAUCCAAUAUAUAUUACUUGUUUAUUACUUGUUGCUCUCUAGAUUCCUGUCACAAAUUGUGGAUGAUACUUCAGGUAGUUAUGGACAAAUAAGAACUAUAUCCCUGU